Molecule: messenger RNA, 3098 nt
Organism: Dictyostelium purpureum
Lineage: Eukaryota; Evosea; Eumycetozoa; Dictyosteliales; Dictyosteliaceae
Exons: 2
Coding region: 666-3098 (810 amino acids)
Source: RefSeq, a predicted model, not a curated record
GAAAAAGCAAAUUUUAAUUUUAGAAAUGUUUCUGAUUUUUUUUUUUAUAUAUAUCUAAAAAUUUAUAUUUUAAUUAUCAAAUUUUAAAUAAAAUAUUAAAUAACAUAAAUUUAUAAAUAAAUGGUUAAUGUAAUUAAAAUAUAAUAAAUAUUUUAAAAGAUCACAACUAUCUCCUUUGAUUAUUUCUGAUGGGGAAAUGGCAUUGUUGAGGAAUUUCCAUAGAUUUUCUAUUUCUGAAUAGGAAUGAAAGGAGUUAUAAGGUUGGUAAAUGUUAAUGGAGUGAGGUAUUGCUUCUCAGAUACUCAAUCCUAAUCCCAAAUUGUUCUUAAACCUCUGUUCAAUAUAGUUUUCCAUUUUAUUAUUUUGGUAAAACCACUCCUGUUAUAUUUUUUAUUAUAAAUAUUGGGUUUCCAUAAAAAAAAGAUAAAUUAUUGGUCUUCAUUGAUCACACAAUAUUUAGUGUAGUUUUUUUAAUAUUAUUAUAUAAUUAAAUUAUUAUUAUUAUAAUUGAUUUAUCAUACGAUCAUUUAAUUUUACAUUUUUGUUAAAAAUGAAAAUAAUUUAAAAUUUAAAAUUUUUUUUUUUUUUUUAAAUUUUCAUUUUUUUUUUUUUUUUUUUUUUUUCAAAAUUAUCAUUUUUAUUUUGUUUCUUCAUACGAAAUAAUAAUGAAUCCAACAAAAAAUAUAAUAAACUGUAUUAAUAAAUCAAACUAUAGUAGUAAUAAUAUAAUUAAUAAUAGAUUGUUUGAUUUUAAAAUAAGAAGUUUAUCAUUAAUAUAUAAUAAUUAUAAUGUUAAUAAUAAUAUUAUAAAUAAUAAUAAUAAUAUAUAUAAAAGAUUAUAUUCAAGUAGAAAUCCAAAAGAUAAAAUAAUACGGUUCAAUUAUAAAAAUAAAAAUAAUAAAUUUAAAACUAUAUUUAAUAUUCAUAAUGAUAUAGAUCAUAGCAAAGAUAAUAAAAAUCAAAAAAUUAAAGAAAGAAAAAAAGAGAAAAGAAUUAGAUUAUAUAAAGAAAAAGCAGAUGGAAAAGUAUUACUCCCAGGAUGGAUUCCACCCCAUGUAACAAAAUUAGCAUUUGCAUUUGAGUUUAAUGAAAAAAUAGCACCAAAGAGUAUUCCAUCAGGCGUAAAAGAGUUACACUUGGGCAAUAGAUUCGAAAAAAAGUUACAGGUUGGUUGUAUUCCCAAUUCAGUUGAAACCUUGGUAUUUUCCUAUAAAUAUAAUCAUCCAUUAUCACCUAAAUUAAUUCCAUCAAGUGUUAAAUCAGUUACUUUUGGUAAAGAGUUUAAUCAAAUUUUAUAUAAGGGUGAUCUUCCAGAGGGUUUAGAAACUAUCGUUUUUCAAGAUGACUAUAACCAACCAAUUGGUAAAGAUGCAUUACCCAAAUCACUCAAAUCUAUAGUAUUUGGUAAAAGUUUCAAUUCAGAGGUAGAGCUAGAGUCAUUUUUAAAUAUCAAAUCGAUAGUAUUCGGCGAAGACUAUAAUAUCCCAUUAACAGCAAAAACUUUACCAAGAAAUUUGGAGUCUUUAGAGUUUGGUUUGAACUUUAAUCAAAAAUUACAUUCAAUUCCAUCAAGUGUUAAAGUGUUAAAGAUUGGUCAAAGUUUUAAUCAGAAAAUAGAAAAAGGUGAUCUUUGUGAGGGUUUAGAGGUUUUAACAAUUGGCGACCCAGAGAUAUACAAAACUAGCUCUUUUAAUCAACCUUUGGAUAAAUAUGUAUUACCAAGCACAAUCACCGAAUUAAAUCUAUCAAAUUCAUUUAAUCAUCCAUUAGAUAUAGGCGUUUUACCAUCAAAUCUUAAAAUAUUAAAAUUUGGUAGAGAAUUUAACCAAGAAAUCAAAGUUGGGGAAAUACCAGAGCCUUUAGAAUCAAUUACUUUUGGAUGGGAGUUUGAUCAAACUAUAUUACCAUUGGUAUUACCAUCAAAAAUUAAAAACAUCGAAUUCGGUUUUAAGUUUAACCAACCACUAAAAUCAUGUAUUCCUUCAUCCACAGAGACUCUUAUAUUUGGUCAAGAGUUUAAUCAACCUAUUACACCAAAUGAGAUUCCAUUUGGUGUUAAAAACCUUACAUUUGGUUUUAAAUUCGAUCAAGUAUUGAUGGUUGGUUCCAUUCCUUCAAGUGUAGAGAAAUUAGUUUUUGGAUGGAGAUUUAAUCAAACAAUAAAGCAAAAGGAAAUACCUUCAUCCGUAACCGAUCUUACUUUUGGUUUUGAAUUUCAAAAAAAAUUCAAAUACAACACCAUCCCCUCAUCUGUCACCAAAUUAAAACUUGGAAACCAAUUCAAUUCUAAACCAAAAUUAAACGAUUACCCACCAUCAUUAACAUCAUUAGAGUAUGGAUUUUUCUUUAAUCAAACAAUAGAGCCAUCAGUUUAUCCAGAUUCAUUAAGAUCAAUUAUAUUCGGUCGUGACUUCAAUGCAAAACUACAACCAGGUUCAAUCCCAAAUGGUGUUAAAGAACUUACUUUUGGUCAUAAUUUUAAUGUAAAACUAAAUCCAAAUGAUUUACCCCCAAGCAUUGAAAAGCUAACAUUUGGAUAUGAAUUUAAUCAAAAGCUACUCCCAAAUACAAUCCCAGAAGGUGUACGUGAUAUUACAUUUGGUUUCAAAUUCAACCAAAAGCUUACCGAGAAUGUUAUCCCAUCUACUGUAGAACAUAUCCGAUUCUCAAAUAGAUUUGUAUCUAAAUUAACCCCAGACUCUUUACCAAAAUCAUUAGUUUCAAUCGAGUUUGGUAAUGGAUAUAACCACAAAAUAGAGCCAGGAGUUUUACCACAAAAAUUACGUUACCUCAAAUUUGGAAGAUGCUUUAAUCAAGAAUUAGAGCCUUUUUCAAUUCCUCAUUCCGUAGAAACCCUCAUUUUUGGACAGAAUUUCAAUAAACCAAUAGACCAACCUGGAGUAUUACCACCAAAUCUUAAAUCAUUAGAAUUUGGCAAUGAAUUUGCACAAACUACCAAUGUAUCACUUCCUUCAACAUUAGAACAUAUUAAAUAUCCAGUCUAUUUGGUUCAUCAAUUAACACCAGAAUCAAUACAAUCAAAAUCAUCAAUUAAAACAUUCGAAUUAUUAGAUGUUAGAUUUGAUGUUGACGAAUAG